Sungouiella intermedia is the source of this 654-nucleotide messenger RNA. The record is from the annotation of a GenBank genome assembly. NCBI's taxonomy places the organism in Eukaryota, Fungi, Ascomycota, Pichiomycetes, Serinales, Metschnikowiaceae.
AUGGUGGUAACCAGAAGUGGUAGAUCCACGCGUGAAACUGCCAAGAAGAUCAAAUUCACAGAUGACGGUGAAAUGCCCGAGCAGGUCGAGGUUUUCAGCGUCGAAUCAACAAGAGAACCUGAAGAACAGCCUCAAGAAGAAAGUGAAGAAGAGUCGGACUCAGACUCUGACGAGGCACCUGAGGCCGAGUCUAUUUCCACAUCCAAACAAGCAUUGAUUCAGAAACAAAAGGAACAGGAACAAUUGAAGCAGGACUUGAGAAAGCAAGAAAGAGAGCGUAGAAAGCAACAGGAUUUGGUGUUUAAGCAACAGCAAGAGGCCAAGAAAGCCAAACUUAAAGAGCUUGCCGCAGCAGAGGAACUACCUGACUUAUUGCCUGAAGAAGCUCUUGAAUCGGAUCACGAAGAAGAAACCAAAAAAGGAAAGCACCUACGCUCCGAGGACUUCGAGAAAGAGCAUGCUGCUAUGCGUAAGAAGAUGAAGUUGGAGAAGUUGAGAUUGAUCAAGGAACAGCGCAAUGCUGCAUUGAAUAAGGGACCUGUUGUUGUGCAAGUGCAGAGGUUCAACUCCAAGAAGCAGGCUCCAAGGGCAGAAAAGAGUAUUCUUGACAGCAAAAAGGCUUGGUUGGAGAGAGCAUCGUUGGGAAAGAAGUAG